UGAGGAACUCAGAAACUACUUUAGAUAGUCAAGAGCUUUAUUAACAACAGCUACUGAGUUAACUUACCAGGACUUUGGUAGUUUGAAUUUGUCUUUUUGUUAAAUAUACUUACAUAUAUAUGUAUGUAUGUAUACAGAGGGAUUCACUGCUGAGUUGGGAGCUUGUUUCAGUGAGCACCACAAUUAGAAGUAAGUACACUUUAUACGAGUUUUCUUUGAACUUGGUUUAGUUAAUGUACUAAACCUAGACAGUUUGCUAUGCCUCCACAUCCCACUUUUAACAACUUCUCCUUAGAUCUCCUCAUGGGUAAUAAAAAAUGCAGUAAGAGAUCAUUAAUUGCUGAUAUUGUACUGUAAAUAUUGACAGAAAAAGUGGAGCAGAUUUGAACACCUUGUAUGACCCUAUAUUAUUCAUGUAAUGUGUGUACCAAAGACGAGAGAAUAGACAGUGCACACAAACCUGCAUACUAUAUAAGAAAAUACUAACCUCUGAACUGCUGUUAAAUAGACACAUGCAUGGGGAGUUACUUUUUUGGUUUCACUUUCCACAGUGGUAUCCCAAUAGGCAAUGUAAUGUUGUCUGGGACAUUUAGUGCUGGUUUCACAGACCCGGAUUAACACUAGUCUUGGACUGGUAACAUCAGGUAGUCCAGGCUUAGUGCUGUUAGGAUCUGUGAAACCAGCCAUGAAAUAAUCUAUUAUGAAUUAAAAAAAACAGGCAUUAAUUCCAGUUUCACACUGAGUAGAGAUGAAUCAGUUCAAAAUCCAAAAAAGUGUCAUAUUUUAUCAAAAUGUCACAAAGAAAACAUGUGAAGCUUUACAUUUUACACACUUUUAUUUAUUACACUUACUAUAAAAAAUAUUUGUUUCUUGGUUUACAAAAUGAACACAAUAGGGUAAUAACAGGUGAAAUCAGGUUUAACCAUAAUUUUUAUCGGGUUUAACACCAAAAUCAGAACCCCUAAUUAUUAACUGAAUACUUUGCUAAAUCUUCAUGUUACCGCAGUGUAGUUUCUGCAGAAUGAUUUUGACGAUGGUGCUCGCAGGAAAACAUGCAUCUUUAUUUCAUUAAGUUUUCAUCAUACCAUUUUAUUAAUGAUAUGUUAUAAAUAAUGACCAUAAAAUUUAUGGCAAGCAUAAAAACAUUUUAUAUCAUGCAACAGAGAAAAAUACAUGUUUUUUUGUAUUCUAUUAUAAAUACCUAGUGUAGGUUAAAUUUAAUCUUAACAUUGAACCCAGUGUGCCCUGGGCUGGAUAGGGUUAACCGAUAAGAAUUAGUAAGAACACAACAUAAUUGUAAUAGUUUCCGUUAUGCUAUAAUCAGAUGUGAACUUUGGGCAAUGUGUAUUUUUUGUUUUUUUGUAGCUUGUCAAUACAAAUUUAAUAUUAAAGAACUUUUCAGAAAAAUGUUUUAACUCAAGGUAUGCAACUGUUUGUGUAUAAAAAAGAUAUCCUUUAAAAUCCUUACAUGUCUUGGGAAACUAAACAUAGCAUCAAUAUUCAAAAUUAAAUAUAGGUAUUAAAAUUCAAUUAGAUACCAGGAGAUGUCAAGGGCUAGAUGUGAAUUUAGUGUAAUUUCAAGCCAUGCCCGUGUGAAUAUUGGAAUCAAUAGUACCAGGACAUCACGCUUCUUAGUAUAAGUUUUUUGCUUUACAGACUAGGAUCUGGGUGACUGGUAAUCGUACACCAUGGAUCUUAGUAUGCUUCACGAAAUCGAUGAGGAUCUGGACUCGGAAGAGGUCGCAGCUUUGAAAUUUUUGUGCCUUGAUCACAUCCCGAAAAAGAAGCAGGAGACCAUAAGAGAUGCCAAAGACUUGUUUAUCAGACUGAAGGAGCAGGGACAGCUGGGGGAUGAUGACCAAGACAUUGUCCCUGAGCUCCUCUACACAAUUAGGAGAUUCGACCUGCUGAAACUGUGUGGAACGUCCAAACAAGAGGUUCAAAACAGACUUGAUACGUCCGGAAAGAUAACUGAAUACAGGAAAAUGCUCUAUGGCAUUUCUGAAAAUGUAACUACAAAUGAAGUGAAGGCAAUCAAAUUCUUGCUGAUUGAAGAGCUCCGCAGGUCCACAUUGGAAGAAAACGCAACUAUACUGGAAGUGUUUGCGGAAAUGGAGAAGAUGGAGCUAUUAGGAGAAGACGAUCUGAAUAGGUUACAAUAUGUCUGUGGUAAAACCAACAAAGACUUAGUCCAAAGGAUUGAGGAGUAUAAACAGAAACAAGCUGCAAGGAACCAGACUCCCUAUCCCUUUGACAUGGGCCGAAGUGCAGCUUUAGUUCCUCCUAGCGCCUCCAGAGAAGAUCACACCAGACAGGCUCCACAGCACUCCCAGCAGUUUGGAGAUCAUGCACGUGACUUACCGGCCCAGCGAUCUUCACAAAACAGUGAAGUCCCCCGGAGUCUCAGCCUUGAUGCUUGGCCUGUGUCUGUAGUACCUGUGGACAACACGCUUGCAGUUUAUAAAAUGACUACCAAGCCCAGGGGCUAUUGUGUGAUAAUAAACAACAAGGACUUUGAAAGAGCAAGGCUGAAAUUUCCUUCACGACCUUUGAAAGACAGAAAAGGCACAGAUAUCGAUGCUGAGUAUCUGACAAAGGUAUUCAAGUGGUUGCAUUUUGAAGUAGUGCAGUACGAUGACCAGACAGCAGAGGAAAUCCAUUCCACUAUGGAGAGGUACCGCAAGAAGGACCACAGUAGCAGGGACUGCUUUGUCUGCUGCAUCCUCUCCCAUGGAUUGAAGGGAGCCAUUGAGGGCACAGACGGGUGUUCUGUCCCCAUUCGGGAAAUAACCUCCUAUUUUACUGGGAAAAGGUGCCCCUCUCUUACGAAAAAGCCAAAGGUCUUUUUCAUCCAAGCUUGCCAGGGGCAAAAAAUCCAAAUGGCUGUGAAAAUCCAUGCAGACGGUGAAGGUCCUGCUUCACAACCGGAAACUGAACCAGAGCCUGAAGCAGAUGCAGGCCCAGUACAGGUGGACACCAUCCCCAACGAUUCAGACUUCCUCCUUGGCAUGGCUACAAUGGAGGAUUACUUAUCCUACAGAAGCGUCUCCAAAGGUGCCUUCUACAUACAGGCCCUGUGCAGGAAUCUGGAGCAGCUCUGCCCCAGGAAUGAAGACAUUCUGAGCAUCCUGACCAUAGUGAACAGAGAAGUGAGCAGCGAAAACUUUAUGAACUACAAGCAGAUGCCAGAGCCAAGAUAUACCCUGACGAAAAAACUCCUCUUCCCUACGUCUUGAGUGUGAAAACAAAGCUGAAAAGAAGCAAACAUAAAAAUGUACAAAAAAAGGUGCUGUGAUGAUGCGAGGAACAGCUGUAUAUAUUUAUAUAUGUACAGAGCAAUUGUUUAUGUUGACUUCACAAAAAGGUGACACAUUAGUCCAGUUAUUAAAAUAACUGUACUUAGAAACCCACAUAAAUAAUGUCAUUUAAAAUAUAUAUAUUGCUGUAGACAAGCUGUGAAGUGCUUCCUGGUACUGUAUCUCUAUUCAUAGCACGCUAUGUGUACUGUUUUGAAAAAUGUGCAAAGGCAAAGGCACAUCUUCUGAGAGGAAUAAAACAACAUUUUAACUGUAUACAACUUGCAAGAAACAACUUAGUAGCAAUUAAAUUACUGUUGUAACAGGUUUCUUUACAGUCUUCAACUGUACAAAACAAUAUUGUAUUCCUUUCUGCUAAUUUGGUUUAAUAAAACUGAAUUCAGUCA
Molecule: messenger RNA, 3703 nt
Organism: Acipenser ruthenus (sterlet)
Lineage: Eukaryota; Metazoa; Chordata; Actinopteri; Acipenseriformes; Acipenseridae
Product: caspase-8-like
Exons: 9
Coding region: 1689-3236 (515 amino acids)
Biological process (GO): proteolysis; negative regulation of extrinsic apoptotic signaling pathway via death domain receptors
Molecular function (GO): protein binding; cysteine-type endopeptidase activity
Source: RefSeq, a predicted model, not a curated record